AUGAUAGUUGCAACUUGGAAUGUGAGGGGCAUGCAGCAGCCCUGCAAACAUGCUGCAGUCGUCGACAUAAUCAGAUCAAAUGAAGUCGACGUCAUGGGUCUACUUGAGACCAAAAUGGAGGCGACUUGCCUUAAAUAUUUAUUGGAAAAUUACUUUCCAAAUUGGAAGUCAAUCAACAACUUCCAUGAUAUACCUGGUGGGCGAAUGUUGUUGCUUUGGAACCCGGAUACGGCGGAUGUGGUGCCGAUCAGUAUUGGUGAACAAACCAUCAACGCUAAAAUCAAGUGUUUAAUUUCCAAUAAUUUCUUUAACUUUUCGCUUGUAUAUGGUUUAUAUAGCCCAACUCAGCGUUUGCCAAUCUGGGAGUCGUUGAUCGAGUUUAUUGUAGAGGAGCAACCUGGCCUAGUCAGUGGAGAUCUGAAUUGCGUAAUGGCUCCAGAUGAAAGGGUCGGGGAUCGUUGCAAGCUAACUUGGACCAAUGGUACAAGAUUCAGCAAAAGUGACCGAGUCCUUGUCAAUGAAGCAUGGCACAAUAGUAACUACGUCGCUGCCACAGUGUUCCAGCCAACACGCUACCACUCGGACCACUCCCCAGCAAUCACCACUCUCUUUGGUGAACGGAUAUCAUUUCCGAAGCCAUUUAAGUUCUUCAACUUUUGGACUAAAUAUGCAGGUUAUGAUCCAUUGGUGAAGGAAAAAUGGCUUUCCAAUGUCAGAGGUGCGGCGCAAUUUGUAUUACCUGGAAGGGGAAAGGAGAUGAAGAAACAUCUCAAGGAGUUAAACUUCAAAGAAACAAGCCUUAUCUCCCAAAUAGCAACCGAUGCAACAACCAUGCUGGAAAGGCUACAACUUCAGCUGGAUACUGACACGAACAACGAACAACUUCAAACACAAGUCAAGGCUCUUAAGGUGGAGGCCGAAAUAUUUUGCCGAUGGGAAAUGCAAUUCUUCACUCAGAAAGCAAAGAACAAACAUCUCCUCUUGAGUGACCGUAACACCUCUUUCUUCCAUGGGCUGGCCAAGAGGAACAUCGCAAGGAACUACAUUGCCUUCCUAUGUAGCGAGGAUGGAUUAGUUAUCAAAGACCAGAUGGAGAUCAACCGGAAGUUUGUGGUCUACUACUCCAACCUUUUUGGAACCAAAAGGGCCGCCCAACCAAUUAACGUGGACAUCGUACAAAAUGGGUACAUGCUGAAUACCGAGGAGAGUUGGGACAUGAUCAAGAUUGUUACUGAUGAAGAGAUUAAGGAGGCCAUGUUUAGCAUUGGCGAUGACAAGGCGCCGGUGGGCGACGACGUUACCAAAGCAGUUAAAGAAUUCUUCAGGACUCGGAAACUUUUGAGGCGUAUCAACACCACAGUAGUGUCCCUCAUCCCUAAAACUUCAUCGAAUCCGAAAGUGAGAGACUACAGGCCAAUUCCUUGGUGCAAUGUGAUAUAUAAAGUGAUCACUAAGAUCAUAUCUAAGAGGAUCGGGCCCUCGCUUCUGAAGUUUGUGAACCAAGCUCAGUCGGCGUUCAUCCCUGGGCGCAACAUUAUGGACAAUGUCUACCUUGCACACGAACUUUUGAAGGGCUACAUGGUUAAAAGAUCUACUCCCCGGUUUGCUGUGAAGAUCGAUCUAAGAAAAGCUUACGACACAAUCAAUUAG
This is a messenger RNA of Salvia splendens (bonfire salvia), 1650 nucleotides long. RefSeq lists its product as uncharacterized. The transcript is spliced from 3 exons. Lineage: Eukaryota; Viridiplantae; Streptophyta; Magnoliopsida; Lamiales; Lamiaceae. The record is from RefSeq and is a predicted model, not a curated record. The coding region runs from base 1 to 1650 and encodes 549 amino acids. Gene Ontology annotation, molecular function: catalytic activity.